Nymphaea colorata (pocket water lily) is the source of this 2715-nucleotide messenger RNA. RefSeq names its product oligopeptide transporter 4. The transcript is spliced from 6 exons. Gene Ontology annotation, molecular function: oligopeptide transmembrane transporter activity. Gene Ontology annotation, biological process: transmembrane transport. The record is from RefSeq and is a predicted model, not a curated record. NCBI's taxonomy places the organism in Eukaryota, Viridiplantae, Streptophyta, Magnoliopsida, Nymphaeales, Nymphaeaceae. Bases 136 to 2523 code for a protein of 795 amino acids.
ACGCCGGAUUUCCAGGAAACCGGUCGGCGGGAGCGGGAAGAACCGCCGUCUUCUCUCGCCGCGAAACCAACGGGGGCCGCCUUCGCUGAGUCCAGUCAAAACAUCCAGCUGUCAAAUAAACGGGCCCCAUGGCGAAUGGCGCUCGCCUAUCCAAAUGGAAAAGCGGCUCACGCAUGGCCCCUGUUUCUCUCGCUUUCUCUCUCUAUAGAUUCUGCGGAGUAUCGUCCUCUUUCUUCUCACUCAGAGGCAGCAGCAGUAGCAAGGAUCGAGAGGGGCGAGAUGAAGGAAACGGAGAUGACGCGGAGGGAAUCGGAGCUCCCGGGUUGGGAGAAGCAGGAGGGCGGAGGCGGCAAGGAAGAGGCGGAGGACGAGGACUCGCCGAUCGAGCAGGUCCGCCUGACGGUGACGACGACGGACGACCCCACGAUCCCCGUCUGGACGUUCAGGAUGUGGUUUAUCGGUCUCCUCUCCUGCCUCGCCAUGUCCUUCAUGAACCAGUUCUUCGCCUACCGCACCGAGCCCCUCGUCAUAACCCAGAUCUCCGUCCAGGUCGCCUCCCUCCCCGCCGGCCGGUUCCUCGCCGCCGUCCUCCCCUCCCGGAAGUUCCGCCUCCCCUGGUUCGGCGAGUUCUCCCUCAACCCCGGGCCCUUCAGCAUGAAGGAGCACGUCCUCAUCACCAUCUUCGCCAACGCCGGCUACGCCUUCGGCAACGGUUCGGCCUACGCCGUCGGGAUCAUCAACAUCAUCAAGGCGUUCUACAAGAGGAACAUCUCCUUCCUCGCCGGUUGGCUCAUUAUCAUCACCACACAGGUGCUGGGAUACGGAUGGGCAGGACUUCUAAGGAAAUAUGUAGUGGAACCCGCACACAUGUGGUGGCCCAGCACCCUUGUUCAGGUUUCUGUCUUCAGGGCGUUGCAUGAGAAAGAUGACAAUCGUAUGUCAAGAGGAAAAUUCUUUAUAAUAGCGCUGGUUUGCAGCUUUACGUACUACACGUUUCCGGGCUACCUCUUCUCUACACUCACGUCCGUGUCUUGGGUGUGCUGGGCCUUCCCCAAAUCAGUGAUUGCCCAGCAGCUCGGCUCGGGGAUGAAUGGCCUUGGACUCGGGGCUUUCACCCUCGACUGGUCCGCCGUUGCCGCCUUCAUGUUCAGUCCCCUUGUCUCACCAUUUUUCGCCAUCGUCAACAUCUUCAUCGGCUUCGUCAUUGUUGUAUAUAUUUCCAUUCCUUUGAGCUACUGGGGAUUCAAUCUGUAUGAAGCCAAGAACUUCCCCUUGUUCUCAUCGGAUCUCUUCACCAAGUAUGGACAGAACUAUAACUAUACAGCAAUCAUCAAUGACAAGUUUGAGCUCGAUGAGGCCGCGUAUAAUGUUCAGGGCCGUGUUCACAUGAGCAUGUUCUUUGCUCUCACUUACGGCUUCGGAUUCGCCACCAUCGCUUCCACCAUAACUCAUGUUGCACUGUUUUAUGGCAGAGAGAUAUGGCAAAGAAGCCGUGCUUCGAUGCAAGGGAAGGCUGAUAUCCACACAAGGUUGAUGAGGAAAUAUCCAGACAUACCAAACUGGUGGUUUUUCUUUCUAAUGGCGGCUACAGUUGCCGUCUCCCUAGUCCUCUGCACUACCAUGAAAGAUCAGGUCCAGCUGCCAUGGUGGGGUUUACUCUUCGCCUGCGCCAUGGCCUUUGUAUUCACCCUGCCAAUAAGCAUUAUCACUGCAACGACCAACCAGACACCAGGGCUGAACAUCAUAACAGAAUAUGCAAUGGGGUACAUAUUGCCGGGGAGACCCAUCGCCAACGUGUGCUUCAAAGUAUACGGCUACAUGAGCAUGAGCCAGGCCGUUGCGUUUCUUAGUGACUUCAAAUUGGGGCACUAUAUGAAAAUUCCACCUCGCUCCAUGUUCUUAGUUCAGUUCAUAGGAACAAUUGUAGCUGGGACUGUGAACAUUGCGGUGGCAUGGUGGUUGCUCGAUACCAUUGAUCACAUAUGUGACAAGUCGCAAUUGCCAGAAGGCAGCCCAUGGACAUGCCCUAACGACCGUGUCUUCUUCGACGCGUCCGUGAUCUGGGGACUCGUUGGGCCGAAGAGGAUGUUUGGGCCACUUGGUGUCUACCCCGCACUUAACUGGUUCUUCCUCGGUGGAGCAGUUGGGCCGGUGAUCGUAUGGCUUCUGCACAAGGCCUUUCCCAAGCAAACAUGGAUCCCUCUGAUAAACUUGCCGGUUCUGUUGGGUGCGACUGCGAUGAUGCCGCCGGCGACACCACUGAACUACAAUGCGUGGAUCGCAGUCGGAACGAUCUUCAACUUUUUCAUUUUCAGGUACCGGAAGGCGUGGUGGCAGAAGUACAAUUACGUGCUGUCUGCAGCGCUUGAUGCAGGGGUCGCUUUCAUGGGAGUGCUACUGUACUUCACCGUCACCAUGGAGGGAAAAAGUGUAGAUUGGUGGGGAACUGGAGGAGAGCACUGUGAGUUAGCAACCUGCCCUACUGCGAAGGGGAUCGCGGUAGAUGGAUGCCCUGCAUUUUGACAAAAUUGUAGGGACAUUUCCAGAUCCGAAGUCCAAAAAGGAAAUUAGUCGUCCAGUGAAAAUUCGUAUGCCUUGAACUGCAACAAUGCUUCAUAGUUUCAUUCAAAUUAUGUAAAGAUUUGCGAAACGAAAAAGUUAUAGCUAGCAAGAAAUCUGGCUUCGGCUUUCUGAAGUUUGCUUCCCUUCAUCCAA